AACAUCUGACAAAUUACAACUCUGCUGCCAUUAUUUAUUACUCUGCUGCACUUCUUUGAUCGGGGCAUUGUUAAAUUUAAAAUUAAUCUUUAAGGUGUAAUGUGUAUUUUUUUAUUUUUUUUUAUUUACACUUCUUUUCUGCUACCACAGAGCAACAGCUGCGGCAGCGACAGCAGCAUGUUGUGCAGGGUGAAGGAGGCAGCGCAACAUCCAGACGCACUUGUGGGUUAAAGAAAGGUUUCAGCUCUGAACCUUCACUGAUUUUCUUUCUUUUUCUGCCUGCAAGCAAGUUCCCCUCAGGAUUGAAGACACGUAUCAGGAUGGCAGCAGCCUCUACAGAUUCGGGGCAGGGGUCCACCAAGAUAACACCUGAAGUGCUGCGGGAGAUGCUCCAGUACUACAACCUGAGCCGCCAGGAGUUCAUUAACACUUACAACAUCCAGCCGCUCGUCUACAUCCCCGAGUUACCGUACAGCGCCAAGAUCACCUUCGUGAUCAUGUAUAUGGUUAUUUUCGUCAUGGCUCUGGCUGGAAAUAGUUUGGUCAUCUAUAUAGUUGUGAAGAAACGAGCGAUACAGACGGCGACAGAUAUUUUUAUUUGCUCUCUGGCGGUCAGCGACCUGCUCAUCACUUUCUUCUGCAUACCUUUUACUUUGCUGCAGAACAUCUCCUCUGAAUGGGUCGGGGGGGUUCUGGUUUGCAAGACAGUUCCCUUUGUACAGACUACAGCAAUAGUGACAGGCAUCCUCACAAUGACCUGCAUUGCCAUUGAGAGAUACCAGGGCAUUGUCUUCCCGCUGAAAAUGAGGAGGCAGUACUCGUCCAAAAGAGCAUACAAGAUGCUAGGGCUGGUAUGGAUUGCGUCAGUGAUAGUGGGUUCACCAAUGCUGUUUGUGCAACAGUUAGAGGUGAAGUACGACUUCUUGUAUGAUCACUACCACGUGUGCUGUCAGGAGAGUUGGCGCUCUCUAACUCACAGGCAGGCGUACACAACCUUCAUCAUGGUGGCUCUUUUCCUGCUCCCUCUGGUAGCCAUGCUGUUCCUCUACACCCGUAUUGGCAUUGAGUUGUGGAUCCGCAAGAGGGUGGGCGACUCCUCAGUCCUCAACACUAUGAACCACAGGGAGAUCAGUAAGAUCUCAAGGAAAAAGAAAAGAGCUGUUAAAAUGAUGAUCACCGUCGUUCUGCUAUUCACCAUUUGCUGGGCACCAUUCCACACAGUCCACAUGCUGUUUGAGUACUAUGACCUGGAGAAGAAAUAUGACGGAGUCACACUUAACAUGAUCAUCGCCAUUGUUCAGGCCUUUGGGUUCUUCAACAGUUUCAACAAUCCUAUCGUGUAUGCCUUCAUGAACGAGAACUUCAAGAAGAGCUGUGUCUCCACCCUCUCCCACUGCAUCCGCAAACCUAACCAGCAGGGUGGUGCUGUGGUGGGGCCCAGACUGAGCGUGCAGUUCAUCAAACCCCAAAGUAGAGAAGCCUUCCUUGAAUCAGAUGAAGGCAACAGCUCCAAGCAGCACUCAGCAGAGAAAGGCCCUUCAAGUUCUUCGCAUGGAGAGAGCUCGCUGGAAAUAAUAGGAGAAAAAAUCUCCACCAUCCAAACAGAGCUCCCUGCAAACAGCUCCUUUCAGGUCAAAUGAGAAGGAACCAGCUCAAAGUUCAAGUGUUUAGCUGCUGAACUUGACCCUCCUGUUUGCUGUCAAUCACUGGCCCUUGACACUACCAGCUGCAGGUGAGUCAGAUAUGACUUCAAGUCUCACAGUUGCGGUUCAGAGACUCAAAGUCACACAGCUUGAAAACAUCUUGAAAAUAUCUCUGCAGUGCCAGAAGCAAGAGUGUUUUUUCAUUCUGGUCUGGAGAGCAGCAGGAAGGAAAUUAAGGAAUUCCAAAAAGAGGCAGUUUUCCUAUUAAGACUGCCCUGGGAGCAAUCUGGCCCAGCGGUCAGACACGGAAACACCAGUUUGUUAUGUGAAUCGAGAAAUAAUUUCUGUUGAGAUGUCUCUGAAAUCUGUAGGACAUUCAGCAUCUCUCAGUGAGCAUUUAAUGAUGUGUCAUCGUGAACCGUGUUCAAUGUCAUCCCAAAUAAGCACAGACUGUUACCACUGCAAUAUUAUGGUACACUGGGAACUGUUAGGAAAAGACAUCAUAGAGGACACUGACUUUACAGAGCCAUGCUUUUAGCAGCAAAGGAUGACCAAGGAUGACGUCUUGACUUUUAUUGCACUGCCAAAUUUGCAUUAGUUUAAGUCAGCUAUUCAGCAUGAAACUCAGUUCAGUUUAGGUUAAUUCAACUACAAACCUUUAUUUUAAUAAGGUAACUUUUGCUGUUUAGACUCUCAGACAUUCUUCAUUGCUUUAAAAAUCUUUCGGAGAUCAGAGAUCACCUCUUCAUAAAACUCAUCUGAUGAUGAAACACACACUUUUCAUGCCUCCGCGCCAGAGAUAGCCAUGGCCAGUAUCGAGGUCUCGCCCACAGACCCGGCCAACUAAAUCGCAAGUCGGCCUCAGCUGUCAUUCGUGAGGUGAAACCCUGUUUUUAUAGCAUCAAAUAACUAAUUAAAACCAAACUUAUAAGAAAAAUGAACACUUGAACAUACAUCAGUAUGAUAAGAACUACCUAAAAUGACAGAAACUAUCUU
This is a messenger RNA of Siniperca chuatsi (mandarin fish), 2639 nucleotides long. RefSeq names its product pyroglutamylated RFamide peptide receptor b (gene qrfprb). The record is from RefSeq and is a predicted model, not a curated record. Lineage: Eukaryota; Metazoa; Chordata; Actinopteri; Centrarchiformes; Sinipercidae. The transcript has 6 exons. Gene Ontology annotation, biological process: G protein-coupled receptor signaling pathway. Bases 321 to 1640 code for a protein of 439 amino acids. Gene Ontology annotation, molecular function: neuropeptide Y receptor activity; peptide binding. Gene Ontology annotation, cellular component: membrane.